Molecule: messenger RNA, 1491 nt
Organism: Nicrophorus vespilloides
Lineage: Eukaryota; Metazoa; Arthropoda; Insecta; Coleoptera; Silphidae
Exons: 2
Coding region: 60-1373 (437 amino acids)
Source: RefSeq, a predicted model, not a curated record
AGUAAACAAGUGGUUGUGUGUAGUAUUCCAACGAAAACUAUACACUUUUAUAACUUAAAAUGUUUAGGUUACUACAAUUUUCUAUUAGCAUUUGCUUGGUUUUUGCGUUUGAAGAGAUCCUAGCAAAAAGCGAACAUUCCAAUGAAAUGCUGGAGCAAGGGAAGAUACAGUAUCAGUUGUUACAAGAAAGGGGAGCUCUUCCAAAAUUUGGACUGUGCUGGAAGCAGGCUGUGGAGCAUAUUGAUGAGGGCUGCAGACAAUUAUCAGAAGAGACUCAAAGUGAAAUAUCCUUGCAUCUAACCAAUUGUUUCUUGGAAAUGUCUGGACAUAAAACUUACGACUGUGAGCUGAGCAAGAAACCAAAUGUCAGAGCAAUAUGCAUCAACAGCAUGUCUGAUAGGGCAUUCAAUGUGUACACAGAGUUCUACUCGCACACACAAAACAUGUGCUGGUUUCUGAGGGGUCAAAUUUGGCAUGAAACAAUCUCAGAGAACACUCAGAAAGUUGGUAAACAAUUGGAGCUUUCAGCAAGGAAUCAGAUGGAUUUGCUAUUGGGUCAAAGAGAGAGUUUGGAAAUGCAAAAGAAGCUGAUUGAUUAUGGAAAGGAUUUGGAAAAUAUCAUGGGAACUUUCUUGGAUUCAGCUAGGAAACAUCAGGAGCUUCUGUUGGUCAUGAGCAAUAGUUUGAAUGGGUUGCAGUCUUGGCUGUUUGGCGAGGUGUCCUGGUGGGAUUCUAUUGUUUUUUACGUGACUGCCUUGAUCGUGGCGACGAUUUUCACAUCCAGCAAUCGCACAUCUAAUGCUAAAUUUCCGCUGUUGGGUUUGGUUGUUAUUAGCAUAAUUACUGAACGGUCUUGUAUUAAUGUGUUCUAUAGAACAUUUAUAAGUGACAUCAUUCAAACGCAAACAGAUUACUAUUCCUACGUCUGGUAUUUUAGGUACUUGUACAUUUUUGUAUCCAUGAUUAUACUCACUGUGAGUAUUUACAAGUUUAAGGAUUAUAACGUGGAGAAUAACACUUUAUUGGUGAAGUUAGAUAGCAAUAUGUUAAAGAUCUUGGAUUGUGUUUCAAGCGAUACAAGCAAAUUAAACAAUCGCUUGGUAGACACAUCCAUUAAUAGCGAUAAGUUUCUAAAUAAUUGUUACAGAUCUGAGGAUGCUCUAAACGUUGUUAAUGACUAUUUAGACAAGUUCUCGAAUAGAAGCAUAACCACCUCAGCAUGUUCCUACGUACAAACGAAUUUCAAUAAUUCAACCGAAAAUUAUUAUACGACUAAAAACACGGAAAGUGUUUAUAAACCAAAGAACGUCAUUGAACUGAAACGGUAUAACUUGAGGAGCAGACAGAACACACCGGAUAAAGCAUCGAUUUAACACGUUUAAAUCAUCUAGGAAUAUUGAUGGAUCUCAUCUUCAAAGUAUACUUUGUUAAAUAGAAUAUGCAUGUUAUUUAAACUCUGAAAAUGUGAUUUAAUUGUAAACUAUAAACAUU